Balaenoptera ricei (Rice's whale) is the source of this 1050-nucleotide messenger RNA. It is a transcript of the gene EXOSC7, whose product is annotated as exosome component 7. The transcript has 8 exons. Gene Ontology annotation, biological process: U1 snRNA 3'-end processing; U4 snRNA 3'-end processing; exonucleolytic trimming to generate mature 3'-end of 5.8S rRNA from tricistronic rRNA transcript (SSU-rRNA, 5.8S rRNA, LSU-rRNA). The coding region runs from base 33 to 905 and encodes 290 amino acids. The record is from RefSeq and is a predicted model, not a curated record. Gene Ontology annotation, cellular component: cytoplasmic exosome (RNase complex); nuclear exosome (RNase complex). NCBI's taxonomy places the organism in Eukaryota, Metazoa, Chordata, Mammalia, Artiodactyla, Balaenopteridae.
GAUGACAUCUGGCGGCGGGGAGGCUCGGCAGCAUGGCGUUUGUGGCUCUGAGUGAGGCGGAGAAGGUGUACAUUGUGCAUGGCGUUCAGGAAGACCUCCGCAUGGAUGGCCGUGGCUGUGAAGACUACCGAUGUGUUGAAGUGGAAACUGACGUGGUGUCCAACACCAGUGGGUCUGCCAGAGUCAAACUGGGUCACACAGACAUUUUGGUGGGAGUGAAAGCAGAAAUGGGGACGCCGAAGCUGGAGAAGCCAAAUGAAGGUUACCUGGAGUUCUUUGUUGACUGUUCAGCCAACGCUGCCCCUGAAUUUGAAGGUCGGGGAGGUGAUGACCUUGGCACAGAGAUUGCUAACACCCUCUACCGGAUAUUUAACAAGAGCAGCGUCGACCUGAAGUCCCUGUGCAUUAAUCCUCGGGAGCACUGCUGGAUUCUCUACGUGGAUGUGCUACUGCUGGAAUGUGGUGGAAAUUUGUUUGAUGCCAUCUCCAUUGCUGUAAAGGCUGCGCUCUUCAAUACAAGGAUACCAAGAGUUCGUGUUCUGGAAGAUGAAGAGGGCUUGAAGGACAUUGAACUGUCCGACGACCCCUAUGACUGCAUCCAGCUAAGUGUGGAGAACGUCCCCUGUAUCGUCACCCUGUGCAAAAUCGGCUAUCGGCACGUGGUGGAUGCUACUCUUCAGGAGGAGGCCUGCUCCUUGGCCAGCUUGCUGGUGUCCGUGACCAGCAAGGGAGUCGUGACAUGCAUGAGGAAAGCGGGAAAGGGCAGCCUGGACCCAGAGAGCAUCUUCGAGAUGAUGGAGACCAGCAAGCGCGUGGGCAAGGUGCUGCACACCUCCCUACAGAGCGUUCUACACAAGGAGGAAAGCCUGGGGCCCAAGAGACAGAAAGUUGGAUUCCUGGGAUGAUUUGCACAUCAACCCCCAACUGCCACGUGUUUGUUUUCUACUUUUCCUUUUAAGCUGAAGUCUGUAUACAUUUUUCUUAACUAUUAUGAAUUUAAGGCAACAUUUGUACAUGUAAAAUUAAAGUCUGUUUUCUGGUCUGGCUUGA